This is a messenger RNA of Pelecanus crispus (Dalmatian pelican), 657 nucleotides long. NCBI's taxonomy places the organism in Eukaryota, Metazoa, Chordata, Aves, Pelecaniformes, Pelecanidae. The record is from RefSeq and is a predicted model, not a curated record.
GAAAAAACCCUGCAAGUACUUUGAACAAGGGAAAGGAACUUGCCCGUUUGGAGGAAAGUGUCUUUACCUUCAUGCUUAUCCAGAUGGGACACGAGCUGAACCUGAAAAACCACGGAAACAGCUCAGCUCUGAGGGGACUGUGCGGUUCUUCAAUUCUGUUCGUCUGUGGGACUUUAUUGAAGACAGAGAAAGUAGGACUGUGGCCAGCACAGACGAUGAAGUAACAGAACUUGGAGAACUUUUCAUGCACCUUUCCGGGGCUGAUGAGGAUUCUGCUACUUCUCAAUAAAGAGAAUUAAAGGUGCUGUCUUCUAUAGCAAUCUAGCUAUUUAUUUAGCGAUGCUUUAACUUUCUACAGCACUGUUAGAAUGAAUGUGCCCUGUGGUUUACUUGUGCAGUCCUGGUAAAGUUUUCAGAUAGUUUUUGUAUGGCAACAAAAAUACUAAAAUAUAUUUAAAAAGUUAAAUUGAUUGCAUGGAAAAAAAAUCCCUUAAUCCCAAGAGGAUUUUCUCCCUCUUUGGCCUAAUAUAUGCUGUCUUGUGAGCUGAGUCGUAGUGUAAAUACAGCUCCUCUCCUACACUUUAAAGCUUAAGCUGUUAAAAACUUCCGAAAUCUAUUUUGGGUGCUCCCCCCCCCCCCCGCUAAAUCAACUAAAUG